Messenger RNA from Amoebophrya sp. A25, 2684 nucleotides. The record is from the annotation of a GenBank genome assembly. Lineage: Eukaryota; Dinophyceae; Syndiniales; Amoebophryaceae.
GGCUCCGCCCAGUGAACAGAAAUCAGUAAGUACGUAUGAGCAUCCGGCGGGUCUACGUAUCCUACCUUAAAUCUUGAACUUUUUGUCUGAUACUUAUCCCUAACUUUUUGUCUGAGGUCCGUCCCAUAUUUUUUCCGAUUUCAUCCAAUAAGCCCUAUAUUGUCAAAGUACUGCGAUUUUUUCGGGAUGAAUUUCGAUUCAUUCAUACAGCCUUAGAUGUAAUAAACUCCAAUUGUUCUACCCAAAAUUAUAGUACUAGUUGAGGAUCAGUCUGUGUCAGCGAGGACGAUACGUGGAGUAAGAGUAAGCGAAAGUUUAGUCUCAAAUCUGUGGAAGAUCAAAACUUCAUUUUUUUCGUCGAGGAGCACUCCCAAAAAUGAACAAAUUGAUACCAGCACAAAGAUCGCUCGCAUCUUCGACGAUGUUGAGGCUUUUUAGCUUGUUGGUCGUGGGUACACUUGCAGUUUCCGUCGUUGACCUUCAAACUCAAAGAGACGCAACUUCUACUGGCCCACCAUCAAAGAGAGACGUAGUCGAACCAGUCCUAGAACGCAUGUGGACUCAGACGACAGCACUGCCUGACGACCUAGGUCUUACUCCAAAAAGCGAUACAACUUCCACUGAAAAGGAUUGUUAUAUUCGAGCAAAGGGUAGCGGAAGCACGCGCCAGAAGGAGAGUUCUUCGACGGCUUCUCGUACCUCGUGGUCCAGCAAUGAAAAUUCUGCCGUCACGCGCCAGAAGGAGAGUUCUUCGACGGUUUCUAGUACCUCGUCCAGCACUGAAAAAAAUGCUGCAGAAGUAGAAGCAGAAGCGGGAGGGACGACAGAAGACGAUAUUGAGAGACCCCUAGAAGGUGCCCACGGAGGAAGGACGACGAAGGACAGUAUUAAGAGACCUGCCCUAGGAGGUCGUCCACCGUUUUUGAGUAAAUGGGCGCUUGAGCAGCAUAACGCUGACAUGAAACAAAAACAAAAGUCUAUAACAACUGCACGAGAACAAGCCUUAGUACAGCUACCUGCAUGUUCUGGUGACCACUCUGUUGAUCCUCCCAAUAUUAAACUGUCAUCUUCACGGUCAUCAAUAUCAAAUGGGGACGAUUUUGUACCUUUUGCGCCUUUCCCAUGCUGGCAGGAAGGGCUUGGAAGUUCCUCAGGAGCCAGCACCACAAGGACCCGCCACCUGGAAAAUUAUAUUGGCGCUGCAACUGCCGACGACCACGACGGAUGUCAUCCUCCUAGUUGUGAAAAACUUAAGGCGAAAGCGUUACGGAUCUUUGAUCGCCUCGGACGAACGCGGGUUGGACAGUGGGCUUUGGGCUUACUGCGCACUAGCAGAUGCACAGGCAAGCUCGCGAAAAUAGUCAUCGACGCGUGCUUUGUUGCCUAUUCAGUGGAUAUGGAGGACGCUCUCACAGAUCAGGAGGCUAGAGCGAUCUGCUUUUUUGGAGCACGUAGUUUGUGGAUGUGAGAAAGUUAUUUGUGGACUUAGGGUUUAUUCAUUUUACUAAGGGAGUAGGGCUUACAGUUACUCUACUAGUUUAUUCAUGUGUCAUUAAAGGAGUAGGGCUCACAGUUACUCUACUACUCAGUACCCUACUUCGGGCUUAGUAGGGCUUAGGCCUUAGGGUACCGAGCUUAGGGUAGGGCUUGGGCUUAGGGUACUGAGAAUUACUCCUCUUAGUUCAAAUCGAGAGUUAGGGUUUCCCUUUUGCUUGUGUCUUUCCUAGUAGGUUAGGCUCUAAGUAAAAAGUCUAAGCCUAAAAAGUCUAGCCACAGUAUCUAUUAUAGCGAGGUUCCGUCACGACCUAGCUCCAUGCCCAGUCUCUUCCCUUGUUAUCUUAGAAGGGUUCGUUGGAAUGGAACAGUGUCGUGGAAUUCUACUUCAGUAUUGUACUAGUGAGUCGCUUGAUUAUUAGUAGAACUAAGAAGUUUCUGCUUUGGUGAUUUGCAGUCCUAUUGGACGGCGAGUCGAGUCCUAUCCUAAUAUCUUGUUCUUAUUAAUAUAUCAUAAGACCUUGUUGAAUUUGGAUAAUAGAAUGAGCACAACCUACAUGGACAAUAUUACUUCAUAGAUAGAUGAUCGACAAGCGAUGAAGCAUAUUUAUAUAUUCAAGUAGAUUGAUACUCAAAUUCAUAAGAAGUGUAGCACGACCAUCACAUGACUAUUUCUCUGAAGAACUUUUUUGUGCGCGAAAUAAACUAAAUCUUCACUCUAGUACCAGUGUCAUCAUAUAACGCAGUACAUGGUUGCAGGUGGAACAUUUUCAUGAUCAUGGGGCAUUGUCAUGGUGGCACGAAGUAGUCGCAGACCACGUUGACGAAUAUUAAGUAAGCAGACGAGAGGUAACCGUCAUAAAUGCCGUUUUUUUUAUAGAAGUCGUCAUGUUGAUAGAGUCGUAUCAAAUAGAAAGAUAAAGCCCAACAAGUAUAUUGCAAAGAUAAUGAUAAAUUUUUAUCUCAUUCAUUAAUACGCAUGUCAUCAUGAUCAUCGUAAGUAGAAGCAGGAUUGCCUUGUGGCCUCACGACAGAUGUUGAGACUACUAUUCUUGAGGCAAUUUCAACAAAAAACCAGUGUGGGAUCUUCAUACGGAAGGUGUUGCUGUAUCCAUAAUGUAAAUGUUUCUUGAUAUCAUGGAUGAUCGAAGGACAUAGGACAUUACAAAUCGCUGUAAAGCACACAGUGC